AUGUAUCGCAAUGGAGCGGACGCCGCAAAGCGUGAGCCCAGGAAGGGGAAGGCGACGGUGCUGGCCCUGGGCAAGGCCUUCCCCCGCCAGCUCCUCCGGCAAGAGCUUCUCGUCGAAGGCUACUUCCGCGACACCAACUGCCACGACGCUGCCAUGAGAGAGAAGCUCGAGCGCCUCUGUAACUUCUUCUUCUGAGACUCUUCUUUUUCUUCUUCUUCAUCUGAAACUCUUGAUCCUCUGAGCAGGCAAGAACACGACGGUGAAGACGAGGUACACCGUCAUGUCGAAGGAGAUAUUGGAGAGGUUCCCGGAGCUGGCCGCGGAGGGCACCCCAACGAUUCGGCAGCGGCUCAGCGUGGCCAACGAGGCGGUGCUGGACAUGGCAGCGGAGGCCUGUGAGGCCUGCCUGAAAGAGUGGCGACGACCGGCGGCGGAGAUAACCCACCUCGUCUACGUCUCCUCCAGCGAGCUCCGCCUUCCCGGCGGCGACCUCCACCUCUCCCACCGCCUCGGCCUCAGACCCGACGUCUCCCGCGUGGUCCUCUACUUCCUCGGCUGCUACGGCGGCGCCGCGGGUCUCCGGGUGGCGAAGGACCUCGCAGAGAACAACCCCGGCAGCCGGGUCCUGGUGGUGACCUCCGAGACGACGGUUUUAGGGUUCCGGCCACCGAGCGCCGCCCGGCCGUACGACCUGGUGGGGGCGGCGCUGUUUGGCGACGGCGCCGCGGCGGUGGUCGUCGGCGCCGACCCGCUGCCGGCGGCGGUGGAAUCCCCGCCGUUCCUGGAGCUGCACUGCGCGGUGCAGCGGUUCAUCCCGGGGACCGGUGGUGUGAUCGAGGGGGGGUUGACGGAGGAGGGGAUAAGCUUCUCCCUCGGAAGGGACCUGCCGGAGAAGAUCGAAGCCCACAUCGAGGGGUUCUGCAGGGGGCUGGCGGCGAAGGCUGGCGGCCCCGCUGGAGAGGUGGAGCUGAACGAGCUGUUCUGGGUGGUGCACCCCGGUGGGCCGGCGAUACUGAACAGGGUGGAGAAGAAGCUGGGGCUGCUUCCGGAGAAGCUGGAGAGCAGCAGGAGGGCGCUCAUGGAGUACGGCAACGCCAGCAGCAACACCGUCUUCUACGUCAUGGAAAACAUGCGGAAGAAGGCGGCGGCGGCGGCGGCGGCGGCGGCGGCGCCUGCCGCCGCGGAGGAGUGGGGGCUCGUGCUGGCCUUCGGUCCAGGCAUCACAUUCGAGGGCAUCCUCGUCCGCAGCCUCGUCCUCCCCCAUGAAACCGAACUCAAUCACAGAAAAUGA
Molecule: messenger RNA, 1291 nt
Organism: Spirodela intermedia
Lineage: Eukaryota; Viridiplantae; Streptophyta; Magnoliopsida; Alismatales; Araceae
Source: the annotation of a GenBank genome assembly